UGUUGAUGAGUGGUCCGUAUGCUUUACGAACUACGAAGCCUCUGUAAGCUGUAAAUUUAAAAAUGUUCAGGAUUUCCAUAAGAAUAAGUUGAGAAGAAGUGAUUAUAUGGACAGCGAUGGCGGAAUAAAAGGAUCGCGAAUUAAAAAGUAAGGACAUAAAAGGGAUAAAUAAGACAAUUGCUGGAACAGAAUAUUAUAAAAAUAGGUUCACCGCCAGAAAUGCUGCUCUAACAUGACAAUGAAGACGAAUAACUUUCGUAAUAGUAUCCCAACAGGAUGUGAAGAAAUAAUCAGUUUUUGAUCUUGUAGCCGCCGACGCUGAUGGAGUUUGAUUGGAGGCUGCCGUAAGGUUCCCAGUUUUGGGCGUCUGGCAGCGCAGUGAUCUUGGAUCCUCGCAUGGUGUGCAAGAAGAACCGACGGACACGCGGGCGGCUCGCGCAGAUCUGCAAGAACGAAACUGGUCUACUAAAGGAGAUCAGUCGAGGAGUCACGCUGGGAGCAACCGAGUGCGCACACCAGUUCAGAAACCGCCGCUGGAACUGUACCACGCAAAGGCGGAGCAUGAGGAAGAUACUUAUGAGGGACACAAGGGAAACAGGGUUUGUGAACGCCAUCACCGCAGCCGGGGUCACAUACGCCAUAACAAGGGCGUGUACAGCGGGCUCGCUCCUGGAGUGCUCAUGUGAAAAGGGUGUACCAAAGCCGCGUCGCGGCAGAACGCAAGUGCCCCAACCGCCAUCUCCUACGCAGACAGACCAAUGGCAAUGGGGUGGCUGCAGUGACAACGUCCGUUUUGGUCUACAGAAGUCGAGGGAGUUCAUGGACAGUAGAUACAGGAAGAGGAGCGAUAUCAAAACACUGAUAAAACUGCAUAAUCACAACGCUGGGAGGUUGGCAAUCAAAAAUAAUAUGAAAGUGGAAUGUAAAUGUCACGGCCUAUCAGGAUCAUGUACACUCCGGACCUGCUGGUGGAGAAUGCCCACUUUUAGAGAAGUAGGAGAUCGUUUGAGGGACAAAUUUGAAGGUGCAGCUAAGGUAAUCUCAAGCAACGAUGGGGACAGUUUUAUGCCUGAGAGUCCUAGCAUUAAACGACCAGGGAAAAAAGAUAUUAUUUACUCGGAAGAAUCACCCGACUUCUGCAAUUCUAACAUGAAGACAGGGUCUCUUGGCACUGAAGGACGCCAGUGUAAUAUUAGUUCCGCGGGAACUGACAGUUGCGAUCAACUUUGCUGUAGAAGAGGUUACGUUCAAACUUCUAUUAAGGAAGCCGAAAAUUGCAACUGCCAGUUUAAGUGGUGUUGUGAAGUAAUAUGUAAAACAUGCUAUGUAAAGCGAGACAUACAAACGUGCCUUUAAUGUGAUAGACAAUAAUAAUGUGGUUACAAUUUAAUUAAACUAUUUUUGUAAACAG
Pararge aegeria (speckled wood butterfly) is the source of this 1411-nucleotide messenger RNA. RefSeq names its product protein Wnt-6 (gene Wnt6). The coding region runs from base 397 to 1356 and encodes 319 amino acids. The transcript is spliced from 7 exons. The record is from RefSeq and is a predicted model, not a curated record. Gene Ontology annotation, cellular component: extracellular region. Gene Ontology annotation, molecular function: cytokine activity; frizzled binding. NCBI's taxonomy places the organism in Eukaryota, Metazoa, Arthropoda, Insecta, Lepidoptera, Nymphalidae. Gene Ontology annotation, biological process: multicellular organism development; canonical Wnt signaling pathway; cell fate commitment.